Molecule: messenger RNA, 1119 nt
Organism: Saccostrea cuccullata (small rock oyster)
Lineage: Eukaryota; Metazoa; Mollusca; Bivalvia; Ostreida; Ostreidae
Exons: 6
Coding region: 198-704 (168 amino acids)
Source: RefSeq, a predicted model, not a curated record
GCAGAUUUUCGAAGUGCAACAUUUGCACUGAGAUCAAGAUUCGCCUCAGAGAGACCAGAGAUAAUUGCCAGCGAGAGGUACUGAAGGAGAAAAUAGACAGACACUUAAGGAAACAGAACCAGGAGAGGAGGAAAUACUAUAAACACCAGAAGGCCAGACUCCAUCCAGAUAAAUAUUUAUCCAUCAUAAUCGACGGGAUGGACCAGAGUAAAACAGCCAUUCCCCAUUUUGUCCAUGCCUCAAAAUUUACAUCGUCCAUGUGGAAGCUACGCACACAUCUAGUGGGAGUCAUUAUACACGGCAUUGGGAUUUACGGUUUCUUUGACCUAUUUGAAUAUAGUCAUUCCACAAAUUUGACCCUAUCCAUAUUGCUGAGUGUUUUUUACAGCCUGAGGGAUUCAAUGCCCAACGUUUUAUACUUGCAGAUGGACAAUUGUGCAAGAGAAAAUAAGAAUAGGUACUUACUAGCAUUCUUCUGUUUCCUGGUGGAGGUUGGCCUAUUUAGAAAGAUCAAGAUAUCAUUCCUCAUGGUGGGCCAUACCCAUGAAGACGUGGACCAAGUUUUUUCAAAACUGCCCCUGAGAUGUUUCCCUAUUAAGAAUUUCCUGAUUCAGAGGUCAAGGUUAACACAGACCUCCACUUUCCAGAAAUACAUGACUGAAAACUUUAUGCAUCAGGCAUUACUUUGGAAAGCAUUCCUUUGAGGUUUGCCCUCCUUCAGUCCCUUGAUAAUACUCUGGAAACCUUCUUCUUGCUCCUGGUGGACCUCAGACCCGCCCAGACCUAAAACAGAAGUACAGCAGCUCUCCUGUCUCAGCUGAGGGGACUGGUGUUCUAUGACACGAAGAUUAACCUGAUGAACUGAGUUCUGAACGACACCGAACAGAAAAAAAAACAAGACCAGGCCGCACCGAGUAUCACCCUGGAUCCACGGGAGAUAGACACAAGUGAUGUGAAAAACUGCCCGGUGACCUGGUUGUGUCAGGCCUACAGACAGCUGCUGACCGUUCUGUCUCGUCAGUUCUGUGUGAGACUGUCCAGUGACCUGGUUGUGUGAGGUCUACAGACAGCUGCUGACUGUUCUGUCUCGUCAGUUCUGUGUGAGACUGGCCAGUGGAG